AUGGCAGCUGACACAGGCAGAUACAGGAGCGCUGUCAACAAAAGCAAAGACCCUUCCGGUUUGCUUAUAUCUGUCAAGGAGAACCUGUUAUCCUGUAAGAUGCUCCUCCACUGUAAGCGAGAUGAACUGAGGAAGCUGUGGAUCGAAGGUGUCGAGCAUAAGCAUGUCCUCAGCUUGCUGGAUGAGAUUGAGAACAUCAAACAGGUCCCUCAGAAGUUGGAGGCAUCCAUGGCCAGCAAGCACUACCUGCACGCCACAGAUAUGCUGGUCUCAGCAGUGGAUUCUCUUGAAGGACCCCUGCUACAGGUGGAGGGUCUCAGCGACUUGCGACUGGAGCUCCACAGCAAGAAACUCAACAUCCACCUGGUGCUAAUCGAUGAGCUCCAUCGACAUCUCUACAUCAAGUCUACCAGCCGUGUGGGUCACCGAGGAAAAGACAAGGACAAGGGCCGGUCUGCUUCAAAGGAUACGUAUGUUUUGGAUGUCAGUUUGUCCACUCCACGCAAGCUCACAGAACCUUCACAGUUCAGCACCCCUGGAACAUCCAGCAUUCGUGAGCUGCAAGAGGUGAAAGAAGACUUGGACGUAGACCCAGAGGAGAACAGUGCAGAGUUCAUGGGGAUCCUGAUCAAAGCUCUGGCCAAACUCAAGAAGAUCCCGGAAACCAUUAAAGCCAUCAUGGAGCGACUGGAGCCUGAGCUCAAGCAGAUCCUCAAGAGAUCCACCACUCAGAUCGCUGACCACGCUUACCAGAGAGGAGAGAACCUGGCACAGGACAAGCAGCCCAGGUUGUUGCUGGAACUGCUUGAGCUGUUGUUUGAUAAGUUGAACGCCGUGGCCCAGGCUCACAGUGUGGUUCUCAGUCACCUACAGCAGAUUGUCGUCUCUCGCAAUGGAGCCCAAGAAGGGAUCAAACUCUAUGAACAGGCUGAUGUCUAUGCCAAGAUCCAGACCGUCCUACAGGUGUUGCUAAUGGACUACCUGGAUGUCAAAAACACCCGUAGCGCUGCAGAGCCUUCCGCCCAGCUGUCCUACGCCAGCACCGGCGGAGACUUCGGAGCAUUCUUCGCCAAGAAGAAACCUCUCCGACCUAAACAGUCUUUAUUCAAGUUUGAGUCGUCUUCUCAUGCCAUUAGCAUGAGCGCGUACUUGCGAGAGCAGAGGAGGGAACUCUACAGCAAAAGCGGGGAGCUACAAGGUGGAGCUGAUGAUAACCUGAUUGAGGGAGGAGAGACUAAGUUCCUGUGUAAACCAGGAGCCAGAAACAUUACGGUCAUCUUUCAGCCAUUGCUUAGGUUCAUUCAGGAGAUCGAGUCCCGUAUGGGUCCAGCUCAGGCCAAGCAGUGUCAGCUACGCACCUUCCUCACCUACUACAUCAACGACCUGUUCCUCAGCCAGGUCCGCACCGAGACCAAUAAAGAGAUUGAGGCUGUGACCAAAGUGUCCGACCCGCUCAAAAUCCUGGCCAGCGCUGACACCAUGAAAAACCUGGGCGUUCAAAGACCUCUUCUACAGAGCACUGUGGUUGUGGAGAAGUCCAUUCAGGAUCUAAUGAGUCUAAUGCAGGACCUCAGUGCGUACUCCAACCAGUUCCUGGAGAUGGUCUGUGACAAGCUCAAGGAGUACAAAGAGAUCUGCAAUUCUGCAUACAGGGGUAUGGUACAGUGCGAGGAGAAGCUGACCAUCAGUGCGUCCUGGGCUAAAGAUGAAGAUAUCAGCCGCCUGCUGCAGUCUCUGCCCAACUGGGCCAGCAUGACCCAACCCAGACAGCUCCGACAGAAGAGGGAAGAGGAAGAGGACUUCACACGGGCAGCAUUUGCCAAGGAGUCGGAGGUUUUGACGGGGAAUCUGGGUGAUAAGCUGAUUCCUCAGAAUGAGAUUCUGAGGGACGUCAGUGAUCUGAAGGCUCUCGCUAACCUGCAGGAGAGCAUGGAGUGGCUUGCCACUCGCCUCAGGGGCUUCUUCAGCAACCUGCCCCAGAGCUCCAGUGUAUCCCCAGGCUCAGAUGCUCAGGUGAACAGCGAGAACGUCCGCAAUCGAGAGCAGAUCCUUCAGACAUUGACUGACCUCUCCAGAUCCUUCCAGGACAUCGCUGACCGCUGCCUUCUGGUGCUUCAUCUGGAGGUCAGGGUCCACUGUUUCCAUUAUCUGAUCCCUCUGGCAAAACAAGGCAACUACGCCAUCGUGGCUAAUGCAGCCAGCAUGGACUACGACCCCCUGGUGGUGAAGCUGAAUAAGGACAUCAGUGCCAUAGAGGAAGUGAUGGGAGCCGCCCUGCAGCAGCACAAGUUUCAGUAUAUCUUUGAGGGUCUGGGUCACCUGAUCUCUUGUAUUCUGAUAAACGGAGCUCAGUACUUCAAGCGCAUCAGUGAGUCCGGCAUCAAGAAGAUGUGCAGAAACAUCUUUGUGCUCCAGCAGAACCUGACGAACAUCACCAUGUCACGCGAGGCUGAUCUGGAUUUUGCCAGGCAGUACUAUGAGAUGCUGUAUAAUACAGCCGACGAGCUGCUAAACCUGGUGGUUGAUCAAGGGGUGCGUUACACAGAGCUGGAGUACAUCAAUGCUCUGAGUCUCCUCCACCGCAGCCAGACUGGCGUGGGAGACCUGACCGUGCAGAACAUGCGGCUGCAGCGCCUCAAAGAGAUCAUAUGCGAACAGGCUGCCAUUAAACAGGCUACCAAGGAUAAGAAGAUCACUACAGUCUAGACACGCACAUUUAAACUAUAUCUACUAACGCUCUGAAAGGGUCCACGUUACUGCCAAUCGUUACUGUCACAAGCUUUGAGUCAAGUCACACUUUCAAGCAAACAUUAAAGUGGCUUCAUUUCAUUUCCUUGCUUUCCAAUAUUUGUAAAAUACAUUUCUGACCAGGGCUUUGCACACACAAAUGCACACACAGACAUGUUCUAAUAAAUGAAUCCCUUGUAUCUUUUCUGGUUAAACCAGGCCACACCUUUCAGAGCGAGAGGACGGAUUCUCUCAUUGUGGCUUUGGGGCAUUUUCGUCUCAUUUUCUUACUUUAUCAAACCUCUGCUCUCAAUUAUAAAAUCUUCCUGCACGCCGUCUCUCUCUGCCCGGCCCGCAGCCUGUGCCUGGAAUAACAGAUGCCAGAUUAGAACGCCAGGGAAAAAAAGAAACAGCUCGCCUGCUGCUU
This is a messenger RNA of Sinocyclocheilus rhinocerous, 3154 nucleotides long. RefSeq names its product exocyst complex component 4 (gene exoc4). NCBI's taxonomy places the organism in Eukaryota, Metazoa, Chordata, Actinopteri, Cypriniformes, Cyprinidae. The record is from RefSeq and is a predicted model, not a curated record. The transcript is spliced from 17 exons. Gene Ontology annotation, cellular component: growth cone membrane; exocyst; synapse. Gene Ontology annotation, biological process: exocytosis; chemical synaptic transmission; Golgi to plasma membrane transport. Bases 1 to 2706 code for a protein of 901 amino acids.